Molecule: messenger RNA, 1664 nt
Organism: Parastagonospora nodorum SN15
Lineage: Eukaryota; Fungi; Ascomycota; Dothideomycetes; Pleosporales; Phaeosphaeriaceae
Exons: 2
Coding region: 1-1089 (362 amino acids)
Source: RefSeq, a predicted model, not a curated record
AUGCACCUUCCGCCCCUAGAUGUUGCUGUAUAUCCUUUCACCACAAUGAGCCGUGGGCAAUACUCCGGUCGGCUGACGCGACCUUCGUCGAUAGCUUCUUCAGCCUCGUCUUCAUCUUCAGCAUCAUCACGGGCGAGUUCUACCUCGCCCGACUUUCCAAGUAUACAAAGAGUUAUUCGCGCCGUCUUUCGCUCAUCAAAGAUCACCGUUCAGCAAGUCGAAUGUCUACAGGGAUGGCUUCAACAAAUUUACCUCGCCAGACUCGGAGAUGGCGCCUCGUUGGUCCUGAAAUGCGCACCUGCAGCCAACAUACGUCUUCUUCGACAUGAAAAACAAUUCUUGGAAACAGAACGAACAACACUCGAGACAUUACACGAGUACACACGGCUUCCCGUCCCGCAAGUGAUAAAAUACGAUGGCCAAGGCAAUACAUUAGGCUCUCCCUAUCUGAUAAUGAGUUACCUACCAGGUCGGCGAUUAUCCGAGAUGGCCCCCGUCCUGACGACAAGAGAGCGACAGAAUAUUGAUCGGACCCUGGGAGCUCACGUCGGUAUACUUACUGCUCUCUCAGCCACCCAAUUCGGUAUGACACACCGCGUCUUCGCGAAGAGAGGAUGCAACACAUGGAAAGAAGCUUUCCUUGCCCUUCUCGAAGCCAUACUACGAGACGGAGAAGAUAUGCUAGUCACAGUCCCGUAUGAUAGUGUUCGAUACUAUGUAGGCAAGAACAGCCACUUCCUCGACGAGGCCACCCAACCGCGGCUAGUCGCACUGAAUGUAUGCGAGCCAGACAAUGUGCUCAUCAACGAGCAAACGAGACAAGUCACAGGUCUUGUUGGCUUCUCCAAUGUCAUAUGGGGCGAUCCACUUAUGAGUGGGGGCAUCAAUGAUGGCAGUGACGCGUUCUUCGAGGGCCUUGGAGAACGCCCCGCAAGCACCGAUGGCACUAAGGCAAGGAUGUUGAUGUACACGACAUACAGAGCGAUUGUUGGCAUAGUGGCGCACCACUAUCGGCCGAACCAGGGUAUCAACGAACUCAAUGCACGAAGGUCACUCUCAUACGCACUCAACGACCUUGCUCAGAUAUGACAACAAUUACCCGAACCUCAAACGAUUUUGUGCAUCGCAUGGCACACGACAUUCACCCGGAUGAAGCGGUCAUGUUAGACGAGCUGGUGUGACAACAGCCCAGCACGCCGCAUCUCUUACUCAUCACCUUGAUUAUUCGCUACGCUAAGGGUUGCAUCUAUGUUCUCAUAUAGCGAUAUCUCGUUUAGGCACAAGACCAAUUCUUCCACGAAACACUUUGCCAAAGGGUCGGCGUUCUUUUCCUACUGAGGAGAUCUGAGUAUCGGUCGAGGCAAUUCCCUUCGGCUCCAACAUAUCUCGCACAAAUGCCUGCACGCCUAUGAUUCGAGUGUUGGGCCGAAGAACAUAAGCUAAGCAUUGUGCUCGGCUAUCCUGCAUAUGAUUUUCAAGGAAUUUGGUCUUUUGAGGAAGCUUUUGGCGAACACACAUAGGGCUGUACAAGGAUGGGAACCGGAAGAUCUGAUCCGGACGCGGACUCUCAUAGGUCCGGAUUAUGAAUGAUAACAUGUACACGCGAUGGAAGAACAUGUACACACAUACAAUAUUCCAACGAGCAUGUGCUGCCUCGGCUUUCG